This is a messenger RNA of Leishmania braziliensis MHOM/BR/75/M2904, 2166 nucleotides long. RefSeq lists its product as hypothetical. The record is from RefSeq and is a predicted model, not a curated record. Bases 1 to 2166 code for a protein of 721 amino acids. NCBI's taxonomy places the organism in Eukaryota, Euglenozoa, Kinetoplastea, Trypanosomatida, Trypanosomatidae. The transcript has a single exon.
AUGGUGAAGAAGGCCGACAGCCAUGCACGGGUGCUGCGCCCCGGAGAGUCGAUAGCUCUCAGUCGCAAGUCUUCAGAGUUUGAGAUUGUACUGUUCCGUCCGAGGCACCACGAUCGUGCCAAGGCGGCAAAGGAUUCUGCACUGGAGGCGGAGGUGACUGCUAGCUCCCCUGUGAGAGACUCGUCUCAAGAGCCUAUGAACUACACAGGUGGUGUCAAUACCGCCCUCAGCAAGGCAAGGAUACGGAUCUCAUCUACGGGGAAUGAGGUAGGACACGGCGAAAAGAGGAGAAGUGGUGGCGGGUACGCAACCUUACGUUCCUCUGCGCUGGGACCUAGGGACGCAAGCGAGGUGGUAGACGUCGACGAGCGGACUGCGGCCCCUUUCGCACCGGGAGCGAUGGGUGGAGGGAACGAAGGGAGAGCGCCAGGUAACGUACCUGCGGAUGCCCCGCUCUUUUUUGACACGGCAGUGUGCAUUUUCUACGACGAGCUGGCCAAAAUGGACUACGUUGCCCCGGGACGCACUACCAUUGAUUCCAAGGGACUUCACUACAAACCGCACCUCGUCGUGCUGGGAACGGAGUCGGCCCCAGGUGGCUACUGCAAUUUCAACAUUACCCGAUCCGACGGAGAGCCUUUGGGAGACGGCGAGGACGACGCAUUCGAAGAGGACUCCAGCAUUCUUGUCAAUCGCACCGCCACGAGCAACGGACCCGUUACUAUGGCAGCUGCGGACGGUGUGGAGGUGAGUCUGCGUCGUCUCAGCAUGUGCGCCGGGUUUCUCGUCUGUGCAACUUUAUUCGGCAAAGACACAUGCUUGAACCGCGAGCGCAAUGUGUUCUACAUGGUGAGGCGACCGAGGAGCUCGACGCCGCUCUGCUUGGUGCCGCUGUGUAUGUACCGCGAGCCCAACAACAGCUGCGUUUCUCUCAUGGUGCGCAAGGUUAGGCUUCAUGGGGAGACUAUUUGGGAGCUCGUCAGCGUGAGCGAGCCACUGCCAUUUAAGGAUAUGAAGAGUCUUAUCAUGAAGCUUCAGGGGCGUGGGUUAACUGAUCCAGCUCAUUUUGCACGCGACUGUGAGCUGAAAGCUGUGGCUAACCGAGGUGGCGACGGCGCCGGUGGAGGGACAGAGGAGGAUGUGCUCAGUAGCAGUGGGCAAAGUAGCAGCACCGAGCUGGAGGCCUCGGCCUCGCAUAAGCGCCUCAGCGAUACUCUCGAGCAGGAGCGCAGUCGAACAUCUAUGCGUGCGUCGCUGACUGCUGGACGUCAGUACCUGCUCCCGUCCAACCGUACCGGACGCACCUUCUCCACUUUACUCAUUGAUGUGCCGCGAGUGACCCGAGAGGGGAGACGCCAAUACAGCGUUGGCAAAUCUCAUGUUCAGACAGCUUUGUUUGAUGGGGACACCUCUGAAGUGGACGAAGUGCUUGACGACGCGAUGCGGGCGGUGGUGCCUUGCUAUGCAGAUGCCUCGCUUGUGCGGUACGAGAACGGCGCCUACAACGUCGGGUCAAGGGUGGGCAAUCUUGUCGCACACUACGUCGGCCAUCGCGAGAAGUACGGACUCGAUGCCGCUUCCCAGCGUUCGACCGGUGUUGGGCGGCCGGGAGGUUCGAGAGACGAGCUGCUUCCAUUUCUAGGUGCGUUGCGAGUGCGCUCCUCGGCAGACUUGGUGACGCCGCUUCCGGUGCUCGAUCGCUGCCGGUCCGAUGAUAGCGAGAUUGCUGCAAGGCCCAAGCUUCCUGCGGACCUGCUGUUCACCUCGCAAGACAGGCUACUUGCUGCCGGAACGCAGCAACACCGCGGCUCCAUAUACGUGAGCACAAAGAAGCGGCACAGUAUACUCGGGCAAGCCGGCCGUAGCUCGUCGCACCGCAGAUCGGGGGGUCGAAAAGGGAAGGGGCGGGCUCCUUCGGCGCGUGCUGGUGGAACGGGUCUGUCAAGGGCGAGGAAGAAGGCUAGGGGUGCGCGUGGGUCGAAGCCCACAUCUCGUAUCCCAGGGAGUCGCAGCACCAGUGGAAGCCCGCAGCCCCCCCCGUCGUCCUCAUUGGCACACAAGCUGACUGCACACAAAAUGCAUAGCCGCGUUUCAAGCGGCAAGUCUCGAGGUCGAAGCGGGAACCAAACGCGAUCUUCCGAACGGUCAGGUGAUGUUGCUGCGUAA